This is a messenger RNA of Suillus paluster, 2218 nucleotides long. RefSeq lists its product as uncharacterized. NCBI's taxonomy places the organism in Eukaryota, Fungi, Basidiomycota, Agaricomycetes, Boletales, Suillaceae. Bases 9 to 1967 code for a protein of 652 amino acids. The record is from RefSeq and is a predicted model, not a curated record. The transcript has 3 exons. Gene Ontology annotation, molecular function: protein binding.
CCACGCCAAUGUCUACAGCGUCCUCGUCAAUGUCAAUAGCGUCUUCGUCGAUAAUGGUCUCGUCGAUGACGCUUCCGAAUGAACUUUGGCUUCCUAUAUUCGAAUAUCUGCCUCCGCAGUCGCUUGGUUGUGUUGUGUUGACGUCGAAGAAAUUCUAUGCAAUCGCCAUUCGUCUUCUUUACAAGCAUCUGAUUCUGGCGUCCCCGACAUCGUUUGUAACGUCCUACUCUGUACUGUCUUUAAUGCAGCCUGCACCACACGCACUUCUUUUAGGCAUAUCUCCUGCUCGAGGUCGCAACGUGGAGCAACUAAAAGAAGCUGUAGCUGUUGUUUCCUUUGCGGAUGCUAACGAUUGGACGUCAAUCCCUGUCGGUGCUGAUCGCCAAUCAACCAGGACUUACUUCUCCCAGAUCAAGGAUGCCUAUCAACCACGCUUCCUUGCAGACCCUACCGUCUACAGCACCCUCCUAACCAAAGUCGUCUCAUUUACCUCUCUCAGACAACUCGUCUUCCGUGGUAUGCUUCUCCCCCAAGAUUUCCGCUCCAUCGUGCACGGCUUGCCGCACCUGCGUAAUUUGGCAAUUGUGCACUGCACCCUUCCCGUCAUCCGUACCCCUCUAGAACCUACCAACACUUCCCUGGAAAUCGAAUCUCUCACCGUCCUUGAUAUUCGCUACGCCAUCGCACUUGGACCCGAUGAUAAUGACAUUGCCCGUACCGCUCUGCGCCGAUUUGCAACAGCCCCAACCCUCCGCACCCUCACAUAUGAUCACACUGUUUGGAUACACCGCAUAUUUACAUUAUCCGCCCCAUGCCCCCCGCUCACUGCUCUCGACGUCAAGUUCCCUAUCCAGAGAGACCGUGACCGUGCCCGAGUCCCUCAUGGCUUCAUCCCUUUCCUUGAGGCUCUUCCCACCCUCCGCACUCUCAUCUUACGAAACCACGUCCCUUCCCUCCCGCUGCCGCCACACGCUCUUCCAGCCCUCCGUACCAUUUCUGCCCCUUUCUCUACAAUUCCUUCUAUCUGCUCCGGACGCAAAAUCAUUCAGCUCGAUAUCCGCGACGAGGCCGUGCUCGCGCCACUUUACAAGGGGUUUGUACAAGUGCGGUCUCAUUUGUUUAUGGUGAAAGAGCUUUCCCUGUUCCUGGGGGACUGGGACGACGAGGUCGUGUUGGCCAUAGUCGCACAUUUUCCUGCUUUAACCAAGUUACAAAUCAGGUAUGCAAGGGGAGGGCCAAGCGAGGAUACCAUCAUCGGCAUGGGUUCACGUACACUACAUACUCUUAAAAAACUGGACUCCGUGAACAUCUUCCAAAUUACUUUGCCCCCGCGCAUUGAAAAUCACCUCUUUGAGGUGAACGGCCGUGACGACGAUACCUCAUAUGGCGCCCCUGGUAUCGACGACACUUAUUUCCAGAGCAUGCAUGAUAUCGAUCCGGUUACAGACACAGAGGAAGAGGAUAUGGUGACCGAUGACGAGGAUGACGCUCAUAGCACACCCUCCCAGCAUUAUGCUCAUAGCCGUUGUAGCCAUGGGAUUCCCUACGGGAUGCAGUGCCACAAGUGCAUAACCGCCGCUCGGCGGGGGCAUUCCGGGAGAGCUACCGCUGCUGGUAGUGCCCCCAGAUCAAAUUUCCAGUCUAAAUGCAACUCUGAACCCGAGCUCGAAGAGUUCCGAGUGUCGGAACCGUUUGAUGAUUACACUCGCGAACUUGUCAUCGCAUGGAACCGUGCUUGUCCUGCGCUCCGAAAUGUUCAGUUGCACCCGGGGUGGGUGUGGCGGCGCGCGAACCCUGCUGACUCUUGGGUGGCGAGACCGUGUCAGCGGGGCGUUUGGGGCAAUGUUUUUGGGUCGACCAUUGAUGCGGAGGAUCUGGGUGGAAAUGACCAAGUGGAGAAUGGAGGACAGAACAGGAUGCCACAAGGGCAGACCAUCACAAUUCGUCUCAGGGGUUCACAGGCGUAACAUGGCGGUUAUUUUUAUUUUGACUAUUCGCAUUGCUAACGAGAUUGACGUAUUCGUGGUUGCACAAAGUAAUUGUAGGUUAUUUGUGUAAGUUAUUGGUGUAGGUUACGGGGCGUUCUGUGUAGGUUAUUUUUUGAUGUUCCGAGGUGUUCAGGUAUGUACUCGUAUGUAUUCAUAUUUUAUGUUAUGUUUGGUCUAGUUCUUUGCUACAUGCCUUGCGCUCUUUUCAGAUUCAACGGAAUGCUCCUCAU